AAGGUGCUCUUAUUAGAACAUCAUCUUUCCAAUCAGUGAGAGUGAGCCAGAAAAGAAAAUGCGAAAAAAUAAUAUCAAAGAAGGAAACGGAAGAAAGUCCUUUUUCGACAAUUACUACUACUAACACGAAGGCUGCACACUCAACAACGAAACUAACAGCUACAAAAUAGUAAUAAAAUUAAUUGAAAUUUAACCAUUCACAAGUGAAAUUAGCAAUAGCAAAAGUGAAGUGUCUGUCUUCCCCGAGUUGUAUCCGUGUAGACACCCUAAAUUUUGUUCAUUGAAUUGGAUAUUUUUGGUAGCUGAAAGGUUUAGAUUGACAAAGACGAGCUGAAUGAAUAUUUUUACCAUAUUUUGGUAUCUCCUUAAAAUGUUUUAUCAACUUUUAUGUUGCUCGUUUAGUUUCCUUGCCUUUCUGUUCAAUGUCUUCUGGUUCAUGUGCAAUGUAGCCUCCGGUUUAUUGCCAUGGUUCACCAUUACGUUAGUUGUCAUAUGUAUUGCUUCGAAAUUUGUCAAGCUUCGAAGUCCCGAUGAGAAGCGGUUGCAACGUUUGUUGGCCUCUGGCAGUCAAGGUCUCUACCCCGAAGAUUUGUCAUUUUGGCCAAUAGCCCACAGGGGUGCAGGGUAUGAUGCUCCAGAAAACUCCAAAGCGGCAUUGAAGAAAUGUGUUGCUCGCAGCUAUCGUAACGUUUUAGUUGAUGCCGGUCUAACAGCAUGUGGGGAAAUUGUGAUUGUAAACCGUUUGACCUUAGAGAAGGCCGGACUUUCUGGCAGUAUAGCAGUGCACACAUUGGAAUCUUUAAAGAAAAUCAAUAUAGCCGAAUUGCAUCCUAUGGGCAAACAUUUCGAGCCUGAAUAUGUGCUGACGUUACAGGAACUUUUGGAAUUCUUAGAAGAAAAUAGACUAACUGUAUUUUUAUACAUAUCAGAUAAUAGCUCACAAAUGAUAGAACGUUUAAAAUCCUGCAUAAAUUCUGUAUUUAUAGAGCGUAUUAUUGUCAUAACCCGAUCUCCGAUAACUAUUUAUCAGCUACGUAAAGUUAAUCCCGAUGUAAUAUGCGGUUUAUGGACUGAAAAAUCACUGGCAUUACCAUUGCUUAAAGCUUCAACUUUGAUUACCUCAAUAUAUGGUGCUUUCUUUCGAAAUAUAAUCUCGCCUGUAAUUGGUAUAAGUGUAGUUUUUCUUUCCAAAGAGGAAUUUAAUCUGCAUAUUGCUGAAUUAUGGCGCAAUGUUGGAGUGCGGCCAAUUGUUUACAAUGUCAAUUCACCGAACGAAAAACGCUAUUUUCAAAAAACAAUGAAGACACAAUACUUAACCGAUUCUUUAAGAUCGGAGCCUCAUCUACUAAUGAAAGCCUAAUAAUAUAUACUCAAAGCCCCCUUAGAUUAGAGCUCUCUUAAGUUAAAAGAGCAAAGGCAUCAAAAUAAGACACGAUAUGGAAACGACAACUAUGGCUAGCUACAACGCAUUUAGUUUUAAUGUGUGAAAUGGAUAUGCGACGGACCACCACAUCAACGAUAUUGACAAAAGAAACAGAAACAACAAUGCAAAUGAUAUUAUUUGAAUCAUGAUCAUCUUCCAAUCCUUAGUCACCAUCAACCAAUCAUCUUCUAGCAUAAUCUAAUAGAUUAUCAUGGCGAAGAAAACGAGGCGAUUUGAACAAACGAAUUGGCAAACGAACGACCGUUUUCAGAUAUUUAGCUGAGUAUAUCACAACAAUGUUCAUAAUUAUUGGGGAAAACUUGAAAAUCAAAGCGCAAGUUUUCCCAUUCUUAAGAACAAAACAAACAAAAAACACAACAAGGCUAUAUCGCCCUCAUUUAUAUCUUACCACAUACAUAUAUGUAUACAUUUAUUUCUAGAGUAUUAUCCCCUCAUACAAAAACAAAAAAUGAAUUAUUGAAAUAUGUGUAUUUACUUAGCCACAUGCAUAUACAUGCAUAUGUAUGCGUGCAUAUGUAUUUCAUUAAACAAAACCGUUAUUCUCUUUAUUUAUUUAUUUUAUUUCUUAUUUUAUACACGGUUGCUAUUUUUUACUACUAUUAUUAUUAUGAUUUGCCAUGUUUGUAUUGUACUUUAU
This is a messenger RNA of Stomoxys calcitrans (stable fly), 2081 nucleotides long. Its product is annotated as glycerophosphodiester phosphodiesterase 1. Lineage: Eukaryota; Metazoa; Arthropoda; Insecta; Diptera; Muscidae. Gene Ontology annotation, biological process: lipid metabolic process. The coding region runs from base 335 to 1360 and encodes 341 amino acids. Gene Ontology annotation, molecular function: phosphoric diester hydrolase activity. The transcript has 6 exons. The record is from RefSeq and is a predicted model, not a curated record.